Messenger RNA from Salmo salar (Atlantic salmon), 592 nucleotides. RefSeq names its product Parvalbumin, thymic (gene prvt). Gene Ontology annotation, cellular component: cytoplasm. The record is from RefSeq and is marked provisional. Gene Ontology annotation, molecular function: calcium ion binding. Lineage: Eukaryota; Metazoa; Chordata; Actinopteri; Salmoniformes; Salmonidae.
AACCACAAGCUGCUACGUUUCAUCACGAUCUCGCUACCGUUUCAGUAUGGCUCUCACAGACUUCCUUGCUGCGUCAGAUAUUACUUCAGCUAUCAAUGCUUGCAGAGCAAACGACUCCUUCAGCCCAAAGAAGUUUUUUGCGAUGGUGGGCUUGUCCAAGAAGUCUCCUCCUGAGAUUGAGAAGAUCUUCAUGAUCCUGGACCAGGACAAGAGUGGCUACAUCGAACAGGACGAGCUACAGCUUUUCCUCCAGAACUUCUCCAAGGGGGCUCGUCCCCUGACAGCGGCCGAGACCAGAGCCUUUCUCCUAGCUGGGGACAAGGACGGGGACGGAAAGAUAGGCUGGGACGAGUUCUCCAACCUUGUCAUGUCUUCAUAAAGAGAGGAAGAUAAAGAAGAUGUUUAUUUUUGACAAUCUUGUAGUUUGAAGACAAGCAGUACAUGGUCUGUGUGAAUCUGCUCAGUGCCUUCUUGGGUUGGUCCAGCCUCUGUCUGUCAGUACAAGUAGUGCAAUAUGCUGUAUGCUAGUUUUGACUAAGGAAAAUAUGAUAUUGUAAACCAAUACAAAUAAACAGUCUUUGGCUUAACACUU